AUGGCUACGACCCUGGGUAAGAGGAGUCGGCUGCUGGACCCCGACCGGGCCACCCCGCUGCGCAUCGACGGCGUGGACCUGCUCGCGCAGUUGGAGGGGGCGAGCAAGGGCAGCGACGGCGUCUGGCGCGUCUCCCACUGCGGGCCCGACGGCUCCCCGCGCGGCCUGCUCCCCACGGCGGUGUACUUCCAGAUCGUGUGGGUGUGGUUCGGCGAGGAGCCCCCUACGGUGCAUCCGAGGGACGUCAUGGAGGGAACGUACCUGGCCGAGCGGGAGGUCGUCUUCGCCUACACGAGGGACCUCCCCUACGGAUACGACUCGCUCUUGGAGAACCUCAGCGACGUCUCCCACAUCCCCUGGGCCCACCACGGCCUGCAGGGCACGCGCGACGACGCCAUUCCGAUCGCCAUGACCAGGCCGGAGGUGGUCUACUCCGAGCCGGGCGAGGAGCCCGUGUCGCUGCCGGUCGACGGGAAGGGGCUCUUGACCUUCGACUUCAAGGACCAGAGCAUGAAGAUGUACCGCGAGGCGAGCAUGUUCCUGCGCUCGCCCUUCUUCCUGUACUACACGGGGACCUUCGAGCCCCCUCCAGGUGAGCAGGGCUCGGAGGACUACAAGCAGUUCGCCGCAAGGCGUGGCAUCAAGGAUGGCGAGGGCAAGGUCCCAUUCCUGCUCAACGUGUUCAUCAUCCCCGUGGCGCCCGGCUGGUCCAGGGCAAUCAUCGUGAACACGAAGGACCCAGACGAGGACGGCGGCUUCAUAACCAAGCUGCCGCAGUUCGUGGCCCACCUCUUCAGCAACCGGUUCCUGGAUAGCGACCUGGCCUUUCUCCACUACCAGGAGCGCUGGCUGCGCCGCGGGCGCCCGACCACGGGCUCCGAGUGGAGGCAGGCCUACUACAUCCCCGGCGAGUGCGACAGGAGCGUGGGCGCGAUCCGCCAGUGGCUCCUGCAGGAGGGCGCCCGCUGCGUGCUGCCGGGCCCCGGGUCCGACCUGCCACCCUCGCCGCCCUCGCGCGCGGAGCUGCUCGACCGCUACUCGCAGCAUACCGCGCACUGCGUGCACUGCCAGCGCGCCUGGAGUGCAUCCGAGAUGGCUCAGAAGGCGAUCGCCGCCGUGGGUGCCGGGGCGUUCGCCCUGGACCGCCUGGACCUGGGCCCAGCGCCGCUGUGGCUGUUUCUGCAGGUGCUGGCCGUGGGCGUGGUAGUCAGCGGCGAGAAGCUCAAGGAGCAGAUGAGGUUUAUGGACUACGAGCACUACAAGACUUGA
Molecule: messenger RNA, 1269 nt
Organism: Prorocentrum cordatum
Lineage: Eukaryota; Dinophyceae; Prorocentrales; Prorocentraceae
Source: the annotation of a GenBank genome assembly